AUGUCUGUGUUAUCGUUGAUAAUCAAUUCCGCGUCGCUGGUGCUGACCUCCUGGGGAGUGUCGAACGCCGUGAAGCUGACGCUGCCCCCCAAUCUGCAGUUGGCGGGCCAGAAACAGUUUUUGACGAUCCUCGGGGCGUCGCUGACGAUCGUGACGAACGUGAUCGGGAUCGGCUACUCGCUGCUGGGCGGGGACGGCGGGCUACGGUAUGUGUCGCGCGAGGUGUUUCUGCCUGCGGCACUGGUGCUGGAGUCCGUGGUCGCGCUUGUUUACUGGCCGCUGCGCGUGUUCUUCGUGAACAUGAUCUACCACGGGCUGCCAGAGGGUGCUUCGCCGGAGAUCACGGUGCCCGUGGACCUGUGCAUCCACCUGGUACCCGUGGCGGGCCUGCUGUUGGACUACUUUCUGGUGCAGCAGGGGCCGUUCCAGAUGGGCCGGCUACCGUUCUGGCUGCUGGUGACGGCGAUGGGCGUCGGGUACAACCGCUGGCUGGGGCACAUCAUCCACGCGGACCUGGACCAGAGCUACCCGUACCCGUUCCUGGACGUGGCCGAGCCGUACCGCACGCUGAUUUUCGGCGUGAUCACGACCAUUGCGUGGGGGUUCUACGUGCUGUACCAGACCCUGCACGGGCCGGCGGCAGGCGGCGGCGUGGGCAAGCAGAAGCUGAGCUAG
This is a messenger RNA of Eremothecium gossypii ATCC 10895, 675 nucleotides long. RefSeq lists its product as uncharacterized. Gene Ontology annotation, cellular component: endomembrane system; membrane. The transcript has a single exon. NCBI's taxonomy places the organism in Eukaryota, Fungi, Ascomycota, Saccharomycetes, Saccharomycetales, Saccharomycetaceae. The coding region runs from base 1 to 675 and encodes 224 amino acids. The record is from RefSeq and is marked provisional.